Messenger RNA from Mirounga angustirostris (Northern elephant seal), 5501 nucleotides. It is a transcript of the gene CNOT10, whose product is annotated as CCR4-NOT transcription complex subunit 10. Gene Ontology annotation, cellular component: CCR4-NOT complex. The record is from RefSeq and is a predicted model, not a curated record. The transcript is spliced from 19 exons. NCBI's taxonomy places the organism in Eukaryota, Metazoa, Chordata, Mammalia, Carnivora, Phocidae. Gene Ontology annotation, molecular function: protein binding. The coding region runs from base 273 to 2525 and encodes 750 amino acids. Gene Ontology annotation, biological process: mRNA catabolic process; negative regulation of translation.
AAGUGGUGUGUACCAGGAUGCCGUGGAGCGGAAGCUGUCCCUGGCGGGAGUCAGUGGGGCUACCCGGCCUGAGACUCUGCCUCUUGUUGCUAGACGACGCGAACUAGCCUUCGUCACUUCCUCAGCCCGCCGCCUCCCCACUCCCCAGGCCGGAACCCAGGGGCCCGGAGCCGGGGUGGGCUCGUCUUCCGGGGUCCAGGACCGCAGCUAACUCGGCAGCUGGAAUCGAGGCCACGCCACCUGCGGGGAAGAACCUAAGCUGGGCUGGGAAGAUGGCUGCAGACAAGCCUGCAGAUCAGGGAGCAGAGAAACAUGAAGGGACAAGUCAGUCCUCUGGGAUUACUGAUCAAGAGAAGGAGUUGUCCACCAGCGCUUUCCAAGCUUUCACAGCUGGAAAUUAUGAUGCCUGUCUGCAACACCUUGCUUGCCUACAAGAAGUAAACAAAGAUGAUUAUAAAAUAAUUUUGAAUACAGCAGUGGCUGAGUUUUUUAAAAAUAACCAAAUGACAACAGAUAGUUUGAGACAAACACUUAACCAGCUGAAGAAUCAGGUCCACUCGGCUGUUGAAGAAAUGGAUGGAUUAGAUGAUGUUGAGAACAGCAUGUUGUAUUACAAUCAGGCAGUCAUUCUUUAUCAUCUGCGGCAGUACACAGAAGCGAUAGCAGUUGGUGAAAAACUUUACCAGUUCAUAGAACCUUUUGAAGAAAAAUUUGCCCAAGCAGUGUGUUUUUUGCUUGUAGACCUAUAUAUAUUAACCUAUCAAGCUGAGAAAGCUUUGCAUCUUCUUGCUGUCCUAGAAAAAAUGAUUUCACAAGGCAACAAUAACAAAAAUGGGAAGAAUGAGACUGGUAAUAACACCAACAAAGACGGAUCAAAUCAUAAAGCUGAAAGUGGAGCCCUAAUAGAAGCUGCAAAAUCAAAGAUUCAUCAGUAUAAAGUAAGAGCUUAUAUCCAAAUGAAGUCCCUGAAAGCAUGCAAAAGGGAAAUCAAGUCAGUCAUGAACACAGCUGGAAAUUCUGCACCCUCUCUAUUUCUUAAAAGCAAUUUUGAGUACUUAAGAGGCAAUUAUCGAAAAGCUGUGAAGCUAUUAAAUAGUUCAAACAUUGCUGAACAUCCAGGAUUCAUGAAAACAGGUGAAUGCUUGAGAUGCAUGUUCUGGAAUAAUCUUGGUUGCAUCCAUUUUGCCAUGAGCAAGCACAAUUUGGGAAUUUUCUACUUUAAAAAGGCUCUGCAGGAGAAUGACGGUGUUUGUGCACAGCUGAGUGCAGGCAGCACUGAUCCAGGCAAGAAAUUUUCGGGAAGACCCAUGUGUACAUUACUAACCAACAAGAGGUAUGAGUUGCUAUAUAACUGUGGCAUUCAGCUUCUUCACAUUGGAAGACCUCUUGCUGCCUUUGAGUGUCUGAUUGAAGCUGUUCAGGUUUAUCAUGCAAAUCCCCGCCUCUGGCUAAGGUUGGCUGAAUGCUGCAUUGCUGCAAAUAAGGGGACUGCUGAACAAGAAACUAAAGGCCUUCCGAGUAAGAAAGGAAUUGUACAGUCUAUUGUUGGUCAAGGCUAUCAUCGUAAAAUAGUUCUGGCAUCACAGUCCAUACAGAAUACUGUAUAUAAUGAUGGACAGUCUUCAGCCAUUCCUGUAGCCAGUAUGGAGUUUGCAGCCAUUUGUCUCAGAAAUGCCUUGUUGCUGUUACCCGAAGAACAGCAAGAUCCGAAGCAGGAAAAUGGGUCUAAAAAUAGUAAUCAAUUAGGUGGGAACACGGAGAGCAGUGAAAGCAGUGAAACUUGCAGCAGUAAAAGCCAUGAUGGAGAUAAAUUCAUUCCAGCUCCACCUUCUUCUCCAUUGAGAAAACAGGAAUUAGAAAACUUAAACCCUUCCCUUUUGUGUUCCAGAUGCUCCAUACUUGCCUGUAGUGCUUACGUGGCUCUGGCUUUGGGUGAUAACCUUAUGGCUUUGAAUCACGCAGAUAAACUUCUUCAGCAGCCCAAGCUGUCAGGAUCGCUUAAGUUUUUGGGCCAUUUAUAUGCUGCAGAAGCCCUCAUCUCUCUGGACAGAAUAUCUGAUGCCAUUACUCACUUGAACCCAGAGAAUGUCACUGAUGUUUCCUUAGGGAUCUCUUCAAAUGAGCAGGACCAAGGCUCAGACAAAGGUGAAAAUGAAGCAAUGGAAUCCUCUGGGAAGCGGGCCCCUCAGUGCUACCCCAGUUCGGUCACCUCUGCCAGGACCGUGAUGCUAUUCAAUCUUGGCAGCGCCUACUGCCUGAGGAGCGAAUACGACAAAGCCCGAAAGUGUCUCCACCAGGCGGCUUCAAUGAUCCAUCCUAAAGAGGUGCCCCCUGAAGCCAUCUUAUUGGCAGUCUACCUUGAACUGCAAAAUGGUAAUACCCAGCUGGCCUUACAGAUCAUCAAAAGGAAUCAACUGCUCCCCACAGUGAAAACAUUGUCUGAGAUGAGAAAGAAGCCAGUGUUCCAGCCUGUCCACCCGAUCCAGCCCAUCCAAAUGCCAGCUUUCACUGCACAGAGAAAGUGACAUUUUUGCUCUCAGAAAACUGUUACUUGAGACCCAGGGGGGUAUUUACGGGCCUUUUUAGUUGUAUCACAGCAAAAUGAAUAAAAGCAGAUGGUGAAAGGUGCUAGUUUUGAAGACACAAUUUUGAAAUGAUUCUAACCCCUGGCUUUUUGGGGUUUUUUUGUUUUGUUUUUGCCAGAAGCUUACUUAAAAUUAAGGAUUCACAAACUCGUUUUCAUCUUUUUCUUUAAUCUUACAUUUUGAGCCAUUAUGUGAUGUAUCCAUGUCAUAGGCAAUUAAAACAUGGUCUUAUCAGAACAGUCUUGUAUAAUACAUUUUGUCUUUCUUGCAACUGUUGGACAAUUUUAGCAUCUGAGGUUUAGUGUUAAAGUUUUAAAACCUGAGAGACCUGUCAGCAGUAGAUGAGUAGCCAAUCCAGAAGCUGGUCUGGGGGCAGAGAGGAGGGGAAGUUGAUGUGUUUUCUGCCUGGUUAUGACUAAAAGGACCAGAAAAUGCAUAAUAGAACCCACAAGGCCAUUAAAUUGGCUUAAGAAGAGAUGACUGGUCUGAUAGGAAUCACUUGCUUCAAGAUUACAAAUGAAGACAAACCAGGUUCAGGGCAGUGGUCAUGUUCAUCCUCCUGUACCCCUAGGCAGAGGCACUGGUUCUAGAGUCUGUUAGCAAGGAGCUCAAGGUUCAUUGUUAACCUCUUUGCAGAUACAAACAAAAAUUUAAAAUUGUUUCUAUCCCAGGUGCCUGGCUGACUCAGUUGGUAGAACACAUGACUCUUGAUCUUGGGGUUGUGACUUUGAGCCCCACGUUGGGUGUGGAGAUUACUUAAAGAAUUAAAAAAAAAAAAAAAAGCUGCUUUCGAACAGACAGACAUAUGUUGUGGGAUUAACAUGGCCAAAAUUUGUCCAUAGCGUUAAUACAUUAACUUUAGGGGGAAAAGCCAUAAUACAGACUUUCUUUGGAAAAAUUGGGUCGGGGCACCUGGCUAGCAUGGUUGGAGGAGCAAUCAUCUCUUGAUCUCAGGUUUUGAGUACAAGCCCCACGUUGGGUGUACAGAUUCCUUAAAAAAUUUAAAAAAAAAAUUUUUUUAAGAUUUUAUUUAUGUGAGAUAGGGAGAGAGCAUGAAUUGGAGGGAGGGGCAGUGGGAGAGGUAGAAGCUGACUUCCUGGUGAGCAGGGAGCCCCACACAGGGCGCAACCCCAUAACCUGAGCCAAAGGCAGACACUUAACAACUGAGCCACCCAGGUGUCCCCAGAAAAAAAUUUUUUAAAAAAAGGGGCACCUGGGUCACUUGGUUGGGUAUCUGAACUCGAUUUCAGCUCAGGUCAUGAUCUCAGGGUCGUGGGGUCGGGCCCUGUGUUCAACAGAGAGUCUGCUUGAGGUUCUCUCUCUCUCAGAUUUCAUUUUUAAAAAAGAUUUUAUUUAUUUAUUAGAGCAUGGGGGCGGGGACAGAGGGGGAGAGGGAGAAGCUGAUGCAGGCCUUGAUCCCAAGACCCCAGGAUCAUGAUCUGAGCUGAAUGCUUAACCAACUGAGUGACCUAGGGGCCCCUAAAUAAAUAUUUUUUUAAAAAAAGAAAAAUGAAAGAAAAAUUGGGUGCCCUCCUGGUUGAGAUCAUGUUUGGUAGGUUCAUCAAAGCUUGCUAUUUAGGAGUGUCCCUUGCUGUCUACACCUCUUCAGUUCCCUAGUUUGGAGACCACAUUCAGAUAGGGAAGUCUGACACACCAGCUGACUGAAUGGUUCCUCACUUUCACGCCUGGAGAGGAAAGUAUUUGAUAGCAAAGCACAUAAUUUACCCAAAACUUGAUCUUAUUCUGUUGCUGAAAUCACUUUACAUAGGUAUAUCUACUAGAACAGGGUAUCUGUGAUGUAAUAGACAUUGCACACAAAGGACUCAGAGAAGGGGGGAGUUUCUUUUUCCACUUUUUUAAGAAUUUAAUUGACAGAGAACAUAAGUAGGGGGAGCAGCAAGCAGAGGGAGAGGGAGAAGCAGGCUCCUUGCUGAGCAGGGAGCCCGAUGUGGGGCUCGAUCCCAGGACCCUGGGAUCAUGACCCAAGUCAAAGGCAGAGGCUUAACCAACUGAGCUACCCAGGCACCCUCUUUUUCCAACUAAACAUGGGAUGGGUGGGCACAAAGGGGUUCUGUUGCUCUUUUAAGAGCCAUAUUACUCUUAAAAUUUGUCUUUACAGAGUAAAUUUUUUCUAGGUAGAUACUGAAAACAGUGGCCUAGCUUCCAUGGGCCUCUCAAAGCCAUUUCCAGAUGAGAGGAAGACCCUUAAGCUUCACUGGUGUUGGUCCAAGUCUGUAGCCUCUGUAUUCCCAAGUCCCAGACAAGCAGCAGCACUGGGGGACCCACUCAUAUGCUGCAGGUUGGUAACAGAAUUGCUUGUCCUAGACAGUUUUUGGAGAAUGAGUCCACAGACCUGAUAAAUUGGAGGACCCCACAGGGUCUUGUUAGUGUGAAGUGGGAAAAGGCCUGUUAGUUGUACUUGAGGACAAUACAUCUUUGGAGAAAUCUCAAGAAAUGAGAACUUUCCUUGCUUGCUGAUUGGUUUAUGGGAAAGUAGGAAUAGCUAUGAGGCAGGUCAGGCCCCAUGUUGCUGUGUUAAAUAAGAAUACAUUUGGGGUGUCUGGGUGGCGCAGUAGGUUAAGCGUCUGACUCUUGGUUUCUGCUCAGGUCAUGAUCUCAGGGUCAUGGGAUUGAGCCCCACAUCGGGCUCCUCACAGAGUCUGCUUGGGACUCUCUCCCCACUCACUGGCAUGCUUUCUCUCAAAUCUUUAAAAAAAAAUACAUUUGGCUGCUAGUAGUAAACAAUGGGUUCAUGAUAUCAACGAAGAUUGUUUUUCUCUCACUUAAGAGGUAGGCACAUAGGCAGCUGCUGGCCUUGGUUCUAGUGCUCAGGGAUGCCUUCAGGGACUCCACUCCCAUUUUCCAUGUCACUGUCCUUAGCAUUUGGGUUUUUGUCCUCAGUCACAGGAUGUUCCA